Messenger RNA from Telopea speciosissima, 898 nucleotides. Its product is annotated as serine/threonine-protein kinase 19. Lineage: Eukaryota; Viridiplantae; Streptophyta; Magnoliopsida; Proteales; Proteaceae. The record is from RefSeq and is a predicted model, not a curated record. Gene Ontology annotation, molecular function: protein serine/threonine kinase activity. The coding region runs from base 95 to 898 and encodes 267 amino acids. Gene Ontology annotation, biological process: protein phosphorylation. The transcript has 8 exons.
AGAAAAAUUAACCAUACAUAUCUUUCGCGUCUACCGAAAGCUCGAAUAUCCGCGAAACUGUUCGGAAGUUAAUUCCCAUUGAAAGGCCGCUAAAAUGGAGAAGAAUUCAAAAUCCAGCGGGAGGAAACGCCGAAGAGAGGAAGAGAACGAAGCGGAGGGUAGAGAAACAGAUGAAUCCUUAUCACUUGAAAGUAGUCUCACAUUUAGUGAUACAUUGAUAGCUCUACGGAUAAUGCGUGCUCAGUUUCCACACAUUGAUAAGGUUUCAAUUCAGCCCUUCAUUUUACGUUCACAAUUGUAUAGCAGCAUAAAAGACAGAACACAAGUGGAUAGAGAAUUAGAGUCACUGAAGAAGGAGAAAGUUUUGCGGGUAUUCAAAUUAAAUACUGGGCAAGAUGAUAAUGCUGUAAUGUUCAUGGAUGAUUAUUUAACCCAGAUAGGGCUUGUGAUGAAGGGGUUGGAAGCCAAAAACCAGGACAAAGUUGCUGUUUUUGAAUGGUUCAAGACGUAUGUUAUUGCUUCCAAGCUAGAGCCUAGUAUAGAACAUCAAGAACUGUGUGCACUAUUAUCGUUUGGGGGAAAGGUGAAAGAUGAACACUUCUCUCUCUUGAUCAAUGCUGGUCUUCUUACUCGUCAGCUAAUUGAUUCAAACAUGUACUGGUUUGCUAUUCCAAAUAUUGGCUCAAUACUCAAGGGUCUUUCUCAGGGAAGAAAAGAGCUCCUAUCAUUCCUUAACCGUAGGAAAUACAAAGAAAUGUUGCUUGCCCCUCUGGAGAAGAAGCGCCUUCGCAUGUCUCCACUUGAUAUGCGCUUUCAUCUUCGGGAUCUAAUUGGCUCUGGGCACCUGAAAACAUUCCAGACCCCAACUGGCUUGGUUGUUCGGGUCUCUAGGGAUUGA